AUAUCUUUGUCCAUUCACUCUCCUGUACACAUACUUCCGCAUUGAGCCGUAAAGUACUAUGUCGCGAAGACUACUAAAUCCUAUCAUCUUUAUCUGCGACCUACAGGAAAAGUUCCGACCGGCCAUCCACGAGUUUGCAAAGGUCGUGACCACCACCCAGAAAGUUCUGCGCGCAAGCCAAGCCCUUAAUAUCCCCGUCGUAGCCUCGACCCAGAACCGCGCUCGUCUCGGCGAAACCGUACCUGACCUCAAGCUCGACUCCAAAGAUGCCGACGGCAUACCCACCAUCGCCCACGUUGACAAGACGCUGUUCUCCAUGUGGACGCCCGAGGUCCAAGCCGCCGUCUCCUCUUUGCCAAACAGCAAGUCCGGGCAGAAACACGAGGUUGUGAUUGUAGGUAUCGAAAGCCACAUAUGCGUCACCCAGACGACACUGGAUCUGCUUGCUGCUGGACACAAGGUCUAUGUGCUUGCGGACGGGGUUAGUAGUGUGAACAGGGAGGAAGUCCCGAUUGCGUUGGCGCGACUGAGGAGUGCCGGUGCGACGGUAACGACGAGUGAGAGCUGGAUCUACGAGUGCAUGGGAGACGCGGGAAUUGCUGAGUUCAAGACGAUUGCCAAGCUUGUCAAGGAGACCGGGACCAGCACAAAGGACGUUCUGCAGACGCUUUGCAAGUUUUGAUCGUGCUGCCCUCUUGAGGCACCAUGUCUGGAUAAAGUUGAUAUAUCCAUAGCGAUACCUGAUGAAGCCAGACCAUGCGUAUGUGAACAAUCACUAACAUACUAUGGUUGUCUACUGCUCUGUACACGCAAAUUCGAGCCUAGACGUCCUCCUUCGUCUCCUUCGUCUCCUUCGCCUCUUUCUCCAUGUACUCCAAACAACCCCUCGCCAUCUCCCCCUGCUCAUCCGUCCGCACGACAAGCACUCUCUUCUCGCCCUCGGUUCUCCGCCCAAUAUCC
Molecule: messenger RNA, 960 nt
Organism: Pseudovirgaria hyperparasitica
Lineage: Eukaryota; Fungi; Ascomycota; Dothideomycetes; Acrospermales; Acrospermaceae
Product: Isochorismatase hydrolase
Exons: 5
Coding region: 59-682 (207 amino acids)
Source: RefSeq, a predicted model, not a curated record